This is a messenger RNA of Sesamum indicum (sesame), 980 nucleotides long. RefSeq lists its product as uncharacterized. Lineage: Eukaryota; Viridiplantae; Streptophyta; Magnoliopsida; Lamiales; Pedaliaceae. The record is from RefSeq and is a predicted model, not a curated record.
AGCAGUAUAUAUGAAGAAGAAGAAAGUGAUGUAUGAGUUGGUUUGAUUUUUAUUGAGUAAAAGAAAGGGAUAAGAGAAUGGAGGAGGAGGCAAAGUUGUUGGUUGAUAGUGCAACAGAGUUUCACAAAUCUCUCAAAGAGCUAAGGGACUUCAGUUCUCAGCUAUACCAUGCUGCUGAUUAUUGGGAAACAGCUUUCUUCUCUUCCCAACACAAGAGACUCAUUGUGGAAAACACAAAGGAGUACGUAUCCGGAGCUGUGGCUACAUUGGUUGAUCAUGUCGGAAGCAUAUCAGCUAUUCUUGAUUACACUGUUUCUAAGACCACUUCAGUUCCUCAGACAGAACACAAGAUUGGCACCCUGAAGCAGAGAAUUGAGACAUGCCAACAACACUCUCACAAACUUGGCCUCCCAAGACUUCACUGGACUGCUCGCUUUUCAAGAUUCCACUCUCGCUACACAUCGCUGCGUUUACAAGAUUCGGCAUUCAUGACCGCGGUGUGCAGUGUGCACAAGGAUUCUGAGCGCGAUGAUGCUAAGGGUAAGGAAGGUAACGCGUGCGAGACGAACAAGCGGCUAACUGAUCAUUGCAAGCCAGCUCUGGUUGAGAGUUCAAACAGCAACAUGCAGAGAAAGAGUGGAGUUUCACCUGCACUUGGGGCAGUCAGAGACUACAAACAUCUGCUGCCGGCACAUGAAGGCCUACCGGUAUCACCAAAAGCCGAGCACUCAGCUUUCCAGUUUCAGCUGCAGGAGGCUCAGAAGGUAAAACGUAGCAUGAUAAAUUGGAAACUGAUAAAGAACAAGGAGAUUGCAAUGCUUAUAAGGCGUGGUAAACAAAUUCUUGCAUAAAGUAUGUGGAGACUGGGAAAUGUCAAUUUUCAUCUUGAUGUAUCAGCCCUGCAUUCACUGCUUUCUCUAACUGUACCUUAGGAGACAACUUCUACUGUGAUAUAACAAAUUAAUGAUCUUUCAAGUUCA